Messenger RNA from Cicer arietinum (chickpea), 2578 nucleotides. RefSeq names its product ethylene receptor 2-like. Lineage: Eukaryota; Viridiplantae; Streptophyta; Magnoliopsida; Fabales; Fabaceae. Gene Ontology annotation, cellular component: endoplasmic reticulum. Gene Ontology annotation, biological process: signal transduction. Gene Ontology annotation, molecular function: ethylene binding; ethylene receptor activity; phosphorelay sensor kinase activity. The record is from RefSeq and is a predicted model, not a curated record.
UAUUUUUUUAAUUUUUUUUAUUGGUAGUGAAUCUUUUUGGACUAUGUUCUAUUUUUUCCCCAAUGAUUUGUAUGUUUGUGUUGGGAGGGUGGGUUUUCAUACCAAAUAUUUUUUAUUUUAUUUUUAUAUACUGAAUAUAGUUGAUGAAAAUAUAGCACUGUGUUAUUCACUGAUUCAUAUCACCUUCAUCGAGAAGAGGGUGUGUGGAUUCAAAUAAGAUUAUAAAACUUUAGAUUACAAGAGAUAAAUAUUUUGGUAAUUUUAUUUGUGUGAAGAUUUAUAGGUUUCUUGUGCUUUUCCUAUUUGCUUCUGAUUUUUUUUUUAUAUUUCUGAAUUAUUAUUUAUUUAUCUGUUUGGAAUCUCACAGUGUUCUGUUUUCUAUGAUUUGGAUCUAACUGAAUUUGAAUAUUUAUCUUGUUUAACUGUAAUGAUAAUGACAGGGAUAUAAUAAUAUCAUUGAAGUUGAAAUAUUGAAUCAAAAAUGUUGAAAUCAACAUCAUCUGGAUUCUUAAUGUUCCUUCUCCUAUUGUGUGUAUCUGCAACAACAAGAAAUGGAUAUUCCAAAUGCAACAAUUGUGAUGAUGAAACAAGUUGGUUGACAAUUGAGAACAUUCUAGAAUGUCAAAAAAUUGGUGAUUUCUUCAUUGCUGUUGCAUACUUCUCAAUCCCAAUUGAGCUUAUUUAUUUCAUCACUUGUUCAAAUAUUCCAUUCAAAUGGGUCCUUUUUCAAUUCAUUGCUUUCAUUGUACUUUGUGGAAUGACACAUUUGUUGAAUAGUUGGACUUAUGGGCCCCACACUUUUCAACUCAUGGUUACACUCACUGUGUUAAAAGUGCUUACUGCUAUGGUUUCAUGUGCAACUACAAUAACUCUUAUGACAUUCAUUCCUUUACUUUUGAAAGUUAAGCUCAGAGAGUUUUUGUUGAAGAUUAAGACUAAGGAGCUUGGAAUAGAAGUUGGUAUGAUAAUGAAGAAAAAUGAAGCUGGUAUGCAUGUUAGAAUGCUUACUCAAGAGAUUCGAAAAUCGCUUGAUAGGCAUAAGAUUUUGUAUACUACUUUGGUUGAACUUUCGGAGACUCUAGGAUUGCAGAACUGCGCGGUUUGGAUGCCUAAUGAUGAUAAAAAUGAGAUGAAUCUCACUCAUGAAUUGAAUGGGAGGACUUUUUGCUCUUCGAUAUCGAUGAAUGAUCCGGAUGUUGUUCGAGUUAAGGGAAAUGAUGGAGCUAAUGUAAUUAAUUGUUCUUCGAGGCUUGCUAGUGCGAGUAGUGGGACUUCUUGUGAUGCAGGCGCAGUUGCUGCGAUCCGAAUGCCAAUGCUUCGAGUUAGCAAUUUCAAUGGUGACACGCCUCGUGAGGCGUGUUACGCAAUACUUGUUUUGGUAAUGCAUAGUGGAGAUGUGAGAAUUUGGAGUAAUCAGGAGUUGGAGAUAGUUGAGGUGGUUGCUGAUCAGGUAGCUGUUGCUCUUUCUCAUGCUGCGGUUCUCGAGGAAUCGCAGCUUAUGAGAGAGAAAUUAGAAGACCAAAAUCAUCUAUUACAGAAUGAAAAAAGGAAGGCUAUAAUGGCGAGCGAGGCGAGAGCAGCGUUUCAAAAAGUCAUGAGUAAUGGAAUGGGAAAACCUAUGCAUUCCAUCAUGGGUUUUCUUUCAAUGCUGCAAGACAAAAAUUUGAAGAGAGAGCAAAAUCUUAUAGUGAAUUCGAUGGUAAGGACGACAAAAGUUUUAUCGAACUUGAUGAACGAUGCUAUGGACGACUCGGAUAAGGAUAGUGGAAAUGGAAGAUUUCCUUUGGAGAUGAAAUCUUUUGAUUUUCAUGGAAUGAUAAGAGAAGCAGCUUGUCUUGCUAAGUGUAUGAGUUUAUGUAAAGGUUUUGGUUUUAAGGUUGAUGUUGAUAAGACAUUGCCUUACUAUGUUAUAGGUGAUGAAAAAAGGGUUUAUCAAGUGAUUUUGCAUAUGGUUGGGAAACUAAUUGAUAGUAACCAUGGUGGAGGGACUCUUGUGUUUCGAGUUUUCGCUGAGAGCGGAAAUCAAGGAAGAAGCGAUCAAGGUCGGGCAACGUGGAGACCGAGCUCGUCUAAUGAUGUGUAUAUUAGAUUUGAGAUUGGAAUCAAUUGUAAUGAUUCUGAAUUUGAGACAUCAGUUUCUUCAGGGCAGCUUGCAGGUAAGAAGCUUAUUGAUGAUCGGGCGUUCGACGAAAGGUUCGAGGAAAGAUUGAGCUUCGACAUUUGCAAGAAGAUAAUCCAGUCAAUGCAAGGGAGCAUAUGGACAGUACCAAAUUCUAAAGGUUCUCCUCAAGUCAUGACUCUCGCUCUUCGAUUUCAAUUACGUCGAUCCAUCGGUGUAACAAUUAUCGAACCGGGCGAGAGUUCUGAGCCGAUUGACAGCUAGCUCAGAAGAAAAUUUGUUGGAAAGUUGAUUAUAGAUAGAACUAUCUUAUGGUUUAUAUUCUAUAGCUGUAUUUUAGUUAUAGAUGUUAUACACAACUUUCAUAUAUUGUCAUGUUAUGAAAGGAAAAUAGUUUUGCUUUUGAUAUUGUCAUGUUAUGUAGUUUCUGUUUUGAUAUAUACAUACAUCUUUUGUUCA